Cucurbita maxima (winter squash) is the source of this 925-nucleotide messenger RNA. RefSeq names its product 1,2-dihydroxy-3-keto-5-methylthiopentene dioxygenase 2-like. Gene Ontology annotation, molecular function: acireductone dioxygenase [iron(II)-requiring] activity. The record is from RefSeq and is a predicted model, not a curated record. The transcript is spliced from 7 exons. The coding region runs from base 94 to 696 and encodes 200 amino acids. NCBI's taxonomy places the organism in Eukaryota, Viridiplantae, Streptophyta, Magnoliopsida, Cucurbitales, Cucurbitaceae.
AGCUUCUUCGUUUUCGCUCUCUGCGUUGCCUUGAAGCGUUCCAAUUUGAUUGGGUUAUUAUUCUGAAGCAGAGGCCGCUGGUUGCAGUUGACGAUGGCUGUUCCCGACAAGGAUCCGAGAGAGGAAGUGAUUCAGGCAUGGUAUAUGGAUGAUAGUAAUGAAGACCAGAGGCUUCCUCAUCACCUUGAUCCGAAGCAAUAUUUGUCCCUCCAACAACUUGAUGAACUUGGAGUUCUGAGCUGGAGACUGGAUGCAGACAAAUAUGAAACAGAUGAGGAAUUGAAGAAGAUACGUCGUGAUCGUAAUUACUCCUACAUGGACUUUUGCGAGGUCUGUCCAGAAAAGCUUCCUAAUUAUGAAGAGAAGAUUAAGAACUUUUACGAGGAACAUUUGCACACCGAUGAGGAGAUCCGUUACUGUGUGGCAGGGAGUGGUUAUUUUGAUGUUAGGGAUCUGAAUGACAAAUGGAUUCGUAUUUGGGUAAAGAAGGGAGCAAUGAUUGUCUUACCUGCUGGAAUUUAUCAUCGCUUCACUCUGGAUUCUGACAACUACAUCAAGGCUAUGCGACUCUUUGUUGGUGAUCCUGUCUGGACUCCUCACAACCGUCCCAACGAUCAUCUUCCCGCGAGGAAGGAGUAUCUAAAAAUUUUUGUGGAGAAAGAAGGUGGUAACCAAACCAUUAACGCUGCAGCUUGAACUCUGCUCGCGCUUCUGAAGUUGGAUUGGGUCUUAGCUGUCGAACCCGUUACUAUUUGUAUGAUCCGGUAUGCAUGUCCUUUCUUCGGUAUGCCCGAUGCCUAGGCUCAUGCGAAAAGUAAAAUAGUUUGUACUCUGUCUUUUAUGUGGUGUUUCUGAAAUAUAUAUAAUCCUAGCGUGUGGUAUAAGAUGGAAUAAAAAUUAAACAAUCAGCAGUGUUUGUGCAUUA